AUGACCUUUUUCCCAGAGGUGACCCGUUUUGCACAGAAACCUAGUGGUUUACACAGAACCUCAGUCUUUUCAGAGGAUAGAACUUUUGUCUUCUACAUCCAGAGCAGAUGUCAGCAUCAUUCCUCAGCGAUGCCAGCCAGGUUCAUCAAUAUAGAGCUUGGAAACCAAACAGAUGCUUCAAAAUGGAUUCUCCUGGGAUUGACAGAGGAUCCAGAACUGCAGUCCCUGAUCUUUAGCCUGUUCUUCAUCAUAUACCUGGCCACUGUCCUUGGAAACAUGCUCAUUAUCCUGGCUGUCAGCUGUGACUCACACCUGCACACACCUAUGUACUUCUUUCUCUCCAAUCUGUCCUUUACUGAUAUCUGUUUGAGCACAACCACCAUCCCAAAGAUGCUGGUGAACAUCCAGACACAGAAUCAGAGCAUCACUUACACAGGCUGCCUCAACCAGAUAUUCUUUGUCCUGGUUUUUACUGGUUUUGAAAAUUUUCUUCUAGCAGCAAUGGCCUAUGACCGCUAUGUGGCCAUUUGUCACCCACUGAUGUACACGGUCAUCAUGAACCACUACUUCUGUGGCCUGCUAAUUCUACUUUCUUUGUUCAUUAGCGUGGUGGUUGCCCUAAUCCACAGUCUGAUGGUUUUCAAUCUGUCUUUCUGUAUGAACCCGAAAAUCCCUCAGUUCUUCUGUGACCUUGCUCAGAUCCUCAAGCUUGCCUGUUCCAGUACCCUCAUCAACAACAUCCUGAUAUAUGUUUUGGCUUGCAUAUUAGCUGGUGUUCCUCUUUCUGGAAUCAUAUUCUCUUAUACUAGGAUUAUCUCCUCUGUUUUGAGAAUAGCAUCAACUAGUGGAAAGUAUAAAGCUUUUUCCACAUGUGGGUCACACCUCUCAGUUGUUUCUUUAUUCUAUGGGACGUCUUUUGGUGUGUAUAUCAGUUCUUUGUUUACAAACUCUUCCAGAAAGACAGCAAUAGCCUCAGUGAUGUACCUUGUUGUCCCUCAAAUAAUGAAUCCUUUUAUCUACAGCCUAAGAAAUAGAGACAUCAAGAUAAGCUUGAAAAAACGAAUUGAAAAGAUGUUUUUUUUUAGAUUGUGUUAUCUUUCAGAAUUCACUAAUUAUUAA
This is a messenger RNA of Chrysochloris asiatica (Cape golden mole), 1119 nucleotides long. RefSeq names its product olfactory receptor 7G2-like. Gene Ontology annotation, molecular function: olfactory receptor activity; G protein-coupled receptor activity. Gene Ontology annotation, cellular component: membrane. The record is from RefSeq and is a predicted model, not a curated record. NCBI's taxonomy places the organism in Eukaryota, Metazoa, Chordata, Mammalia, Afrosoricida, Chrysochloridae. Gene Ontology annotation, biological process: G protein-coupled receptor signaling pathway. The transcript has 2 exons. Bases 1 to 1119 code for a protein of 372 amino acids.